UGCUUUUCCCUUUGCUUUCAUCGCCUUCUGACGUCCCUCUUGGUUGUAGGGGCUUUCAGGGAACAAAACGCCUAACGACCAUGUCCUCGGUUACCGAAGGAGAAUCAACGACCCAAAGGCAAAGAACGCCGAGAACCACCGAGUCGACCACCAAACAGAGCGCAGUCAAUCGAAUCGGUGUCUCGAUAGUCGGUGUGGCCAUUCUGGCAGGAGCCGUCAUCCUCUGGGUUGUUUUCUCUGGCGGUUCCAAGAAGACAAGUGAACUUCCCUCUGUUCCUCCAGUCGUCAUGCACGAGGAAGCUCCUUUAGCGAUGCCCCACACUCCCGCCCCCUAUUUACCAGCAGCGCAAACCAUGAGGAAGGUUUUCGAGCGCCCUCGUAAUCAACUACUGUUUACCACUAAAACUGAAAGGGGCCCGGCUGUUGCUGUUAACCAGCAAGAGGCAGAUUUCGUACCGUUGCCGAGGACAAACUUUCCAGAAAAGUUACCAAUGACAGUCCUUCCUGUGCAUUACGACAUCAUGUUCAAGAUUAUCAUGGAUGCAAGAAAGUUUAACAACUACAUGUACGGUGACGCCUACUUCCUCGGGAAGGCCAUAAUUGAGAUCCGUGCGGUGGUACCAACAAGGGCGAUCUUCUUGCAUGCCACCGGUUUCACCUUAAAAGAGCAUCAAACAACGCUAAUGAAGACCGUUGACAAGACGUUCAUCGGCAUCGGAAAGAUGUCGGUCAACGACGAAUUGGAGAUGCUCAAAAUCGAGCUGGACUCUGAGCUCGAGCCCAACCAGACUUACAGCCUGUCACUGGAAUUCGCGGGUCCCAUGCACACAUCGGCAAGAGGCCUCUACAAGUCGUACCAUGCCAUAAAUGGAGUGAGCGUUAAAAUUGCUGGCACCCAAUUUGAGCCUACGUAUGCCCGCAAGGCUUUCCCUUGCUUCGAUGAGCCAGCUCUCAAGGCUACCUUCGACCUGGUGAUCGUGAGACCAAAAAAUUACCGCACCUUCUCGAACAUGCCUCUGACGCGGAGUGAAGACAGAGCUCAAGAUUUCGUAGCUGAUUAUUAUGACCGAUCCCCGGCUAUGUCGACGUACCACCUGGCCUUUGUUCUUACUCCAUACUUCACCGCAGGAAUGGGAGUGGUAAAGGUUCAAGCUCCAAGCCAACAGCUGCAGAAUGCAGAGUAUGCUCUGAAAAUGGCACCAAAGCUUCUGUCGUUCUACCGGGAGACAUUUGGCUUGGAUUUCCCACUGCCAAAGCUCGACCUAGUGAGCAUGCCAACUUUAAUUGGACCGGCUAUUGAGAACUGGGGUAUCAUCACUAUUCAGCCUCAUUACUUACAAUACGCAAAUGAUGAAACACCAUUUACGGUAAAGGUGGAGUCCUUAAAAAUCAUCGCCCAGAAGAUAGCGCAACAGUGGAUUGGCGGCCUGGUCACAAUGAAUUGGUGGGACCACUUAUGGCUGAAAGAAGGUCUCUCCAAUUACUUCGCUUACCGGGCUGGAUCAGCAGCAGACCCACAGACGGACAUGCUGCCUACGAUACUUGUAAAGGAAGUGCACGCUGCUAUGGAAACGGAUGGCCACAACUCCACGAGGACGGCUUCGAGACCAGUGAACGACCCUGUCGAGAUACGGAAGCAAUACAACAGCCUGACGUACACAAAGGGCGUUUCCCUUUGCCGGAUGAUGGCUCAUCUAAUUCCUACGAACGCUUUCAACCUAGGACUAAAAGAAUUCCUGAGAAAGUACAGCUACAAGGCAGCGCAGCCAGAACAUUUGUUCAGAGAACUCAACUCUGUUCAGCGACAGCUCUUUGGAAGCGUCGUUGUGAACUACACUUCCGUCAUGGACCGCUGGCUAACUCGCAGCGGUUUCCCCGUAGUCACCCUGAAACGUUCAUACGCAGAGAGAACAGCAACAAUCUCCCAAACAAGGUUCUUCUUCGGGGCGUCAACCGAUGAGGGGACACUAUGGCAGGUUCCAAUCACAUACGUCACGGAAGAAAACCCGGACUUUGAAACAACGACGCCCAAAAUGUGGUUAAGAAAUGUAGAAGCUCCUGUAAUGGAAAUGCCUCCAAAGAACCGAUGGGUGAUUCUUAAUGUGAAGGAAGCGUACCUUUACAAGGUCAACUACGAUAAAACAAACUGGCUUCUUAUCAUCAGCCAGCUGGAGAAUGACCAUAAGGUGAUUCAUGAAAACAACCGUGCUCAGCUAAUCGACGACUGUUUGGAUUUUGGACGGGCUGGGAUCAUUCCCUACGACUUGGCGUUUGAUCUGCUCGAAUAUCUACCCAAAGAAAGGCAUUUCCUUCCCUGGACAUCAGCACUAGCCAACUUUCAAAGGCUGGACCCAGUCCUACGGCACACCAAGGUGUACCCAAAGUGGAAGAAAUUUGUGAAUCACCUGCUGACUAAUAUCUACGACAGGCUGAUGUCGGAGGAACACAGAGAUGAAUCUCUCCAGAUCUCAAUACUACGCGUGGCCAUAUUGACGCUGACCUGUGACUACGGGCAUGAGCCGUGUGUGUCCUUCUGCAAAAAAAUGUUCGAAAAUCUCAAGAGCAACUAUGAGCUCUCUUAUCACAUGAUCCCAUAUUCCUACCGAUCACUGGUGUAUUGUCAGGCCAUCAAGUUUGGCAAUGAAGCAGACUUCAAUUUCCUCUGGAAGCACUACGAGACAGCUGCUACAAACCAGGAACGUGCGGUACUAAUCAAAGCGCUGUCGUGUACGCCCGACCUGAAGCUGCUUGAAAAGCUACUAUUGAAGCUAAUCAAUAAGAAGUCAGGUGUGGAGACGACACAAAGAGCGGCUAACCUGCUAAACGCGAUAUCUUCCACCAGCCUCUCGGGAAGUUCAACUGUCGUACGCUUCAUGUCGAGUCACCAGGAAGCCGUUUUCGGCCGGUAUGGAACACUUCAAGGUUUAUUCGAUUCAAUUCUCGAGUCUAUAGUAGACAACAUUCGUCACGAAAGCGAACUGCAAAAACUACACGACAUCUACGAACGAACAAAAGAUGUUUUGCCGGAAGAAGAGGAGAAGGUUCAGCGCAUGAUCGGCAACGCCAAAGAGCACAUCCAUUGGACAACGCGGUACUACAGGGAUGUUGAGACAUGGCUCGAGAAACGUUAUUUUUCGGGGCGCCAAAGCAACUACAUCGGGUUCAGAAGCUGAGUGUGAUGUGCGUCCAAGAGAAAACUAGCUAUCUGUCGUGAAAAGAUGGAAUGAAAAACGAAAAAAGCUAUAAGAAACUCUC
Molecule: messenger RNA, 3255 nt
Organism: Ornithodoros turicata
Lineage: Eukaryota; Metazoa; Arthropoda; Arachnida; Ixodida; Argasidae
Product: aminopeptidase N-like
Exons: 22
Coding region: 81-3173 (1030 amino acids)
Biological process (GO): proteolysis; peptide catabolic process
Cellular component (GO): cytoplasm
Molecular function (GO): peptide binding; zinc ion binding; metalloaminopeptidase activity
Source: RefSeq, a predicted model, not a curated record